AUGUCCAGCAAGAAGAUUUCCACUCGCUUCCUCAUCACCUCCGACACCCUGAACUUCGGGGCAAACAAAUUCUACACGAAAGAAGACAUCCGUCACCUUACCCCAAAAGUAGACGUCCUAUUGCACAGCGACAACCUAACCAUGCUCGGCGGCUUGAACGCCUACAAAAAAGGGCUAGAAAUCCUCUCCCGCAACGACGCUGAGCUGAAACUCAUCAUUGCGGGAGACCACGACGUCUCACUCGACGGUGUGUACUGGAAAACACGAGAUGGAUUUGCAGAGGCCUGGGAGGACUGGGAUUCAGAAGAACAUUCUCACGCCAUGGAUAUCAUGACCGGGUCGUUAGCGAAGCAGGCCGGCGUGACGUAUUUGGAGGAGGGAAUUCAUAGGUUUACUUUGAAAAGUGGUGCGCCGUUUACGAUCUAUACUUCGCCGUACCAUGCUUCUUUUAGGAGUAGUGCUUUUGCGUAUAAUUGCGUUCAAGAUCCCUUCAACAAUUUUGCACAGACGACGCCGGGUAGUACGUCCAUUGCAAGGACGCCGAUUCCUGAUUUUCCCGGUGUGGACAUUGUUAUGACACAUGGUCCGCCGAUGGGAAUUCUUGAUGAGAGUUACAAUGGAGAAAGUAAGUAACCCAACUCUUCCCCUCACCCCACAACUGCUUGUAGCCUUUGCGAUAUUACUUAAAUUUCACUUUUUUGUUUCCAAGUUCCAGAAUAAUCGAGAACUACUCGCUAAUCCGUAAAGUGGGAUGCGAGAACCUCCUUCGUGCAGUCAGGCGUGCAAGACCAUUACUACACUGUUUCGGGCAUCUUCGCGAGGGGUACGGGAUGAAAAAGAUAAAGUGGACAGGAGAAGAAGCAGCGGAAAUAGAGCAUCUAGAUGACGAAAUGACAUUUCUCCAUCCGCAACGAUGCUCUGUCAUACGUGGCGAGGAAACUUUGAUGGUGAAUGGAUCAUUGAGGGAUCAGAGGAAUCAACCGAACAAUCUUCCUUGGAUUGUGGAUUUGGAUCUUCCUGUUGGUUCGUAG
Messenger RNA from Hymenoscyphus albidus, 1031 nucleotides. The record is from the annotation of a GenBank genome assembly. NCBI's taxonomy places the organism in Eukaryota, Fungi, Ascomycota, Leotiomycetes, Helotiales, Helotiaceae.